AUGGAGGCCUUUUCUCUGUAUUUCCUCACCAUUGUAGUCGUCUUGGUUUCCUUCAUUUUUCUUGGCUUUCUAAGUCAACGUUUCAAAUCUAAGACAUCCAUACUUCCAACAGGCACAUUUGGAUUGCCAGUUGUUGGAGAGACACUCCACUUUUUCUCGAGUGGCCCAGAAAAAUUUAUUCAUCAGAGGAUGGAAAAAUACUCGGCAGAAGUAUUCGCGACCUCAUUGUUUGGGAAGAAAGUGGCUGUAGUUUGUGGUGCAGCUGGGAACAAGUUUUUACUUUACACUGCAAACGACCAGCUUGCUCCUUGGCUUCCUUCUGCAGCGUCCAAGCUAAUGGAUUUGGUAGAUUCUCCGGGACAAUCUGUCAGGCAAGUAAUUUCAAAAUGUCGAACUUUUCUUUAUAAUGAAAUCCUGAAUCCGAAAACUUUGAGACAGUACAUAACCAUAAUGGAUGCCCUGGCAAGGGAACAUCUCAAGACAGAAUGGGAUCCUUCCAAAGUGAUACAGGUUUAUCCUCUUUGCCAGAAGUAUGCACUUUCGUUGUCAUGCAGAUUGCUCCUUGGCCUUGAAGAUGCUUGCCAGAUUCAAAGAAUAUCUGAUUCUUUCUGGAUCAUAAUGCAAGGGUUGUUUUCAAUGCCCAUCAAUAUGCCUGGCACCAGAUAUAAUCGUGCUUUGAAAGAAGUCAAAAGGGUUAAGCAUCAAUUCUUGAACAUCAUCGCCAAGAAGAGAGACAUGGUUUUUCAGGAUACAGGAAGUGCUGGUUCCGACGUAUUGUCUCGCAUUCUGCUCGAGGGAAACGCCUAUUCCAUGUCCGAUUCAGAGAUUGGUGCCUAUCUUUUAACUUUAAUGCUUCCCAGCUAUGAAGGAAUAAGUGCAACAAUCACAUUUGCCUUAAACCAUCUGGCUGAGCUUCCCCAUAUUUAUGAGGCGGUUUACAAAGAACUUAUGGAGAUUGCCCGGUCAAAAGCUCCUGAAGAACUAUUAAAUUGGGAAGACGUCAAGAAAAUGAAGUAUUCUUGGAAUGUGAUAUGUGAAUCGAUGAGGUUAACACCACCUAGCAUGGGAACCUUUCGAGAGGCCCUGAUUGAUAUCAAUUUCGCUGGUAUAACUAUUCCAAGAGGAUGGAAGAUGCACUGGAGUCCAUUUACAACCAACAAAAAUCACAAGUACUUUCCUGAUCCAGAGGCUUUUGAUCCCACAAGAUAUGAGGGCGAUGGACCGACAUCCUGCACAUUUCUACCAUUUUCUGCAGGACCUCGUAUGUGCCCAGGCAAGGACUAUUCCAUGUUCCUGAUACUCGUAUACAUAUAUAACGUGGUGACGAGAUUUAAGUUACAAAAACUGAUUCAAGAUGAGAAGAUGCGAUACCGUGUUGGUCCUGUUCCUGCCAAUGGCCUCCCAAUGCGCCUGCAAACACAUUGA
Messenger RNA from Coffea eugenioides, 1425 nucleotides. Its product is annotated as beta-amyrin 28-monooxygenase-like. Bases 1 to 1425 code for a protein of 474 amino acids. NCBI's taxonomy places the organism in Eukaryota, Viridiplantae, Streptophyta, Magnoliopsida, Gentianales, Rubiaceae. The transcript has 3 exons. Gene Ontology annotation, molecular function: monooxygenase activity; oxidoreductase activity, acting on paired donors, with incorporation or reduction of molecular oxygen; iron ion binding. Gene Ontology annotation, biological process: sterol metabolic process. The record is from RefSeq and is a predicted model, not a curated record.